Zymoseptoria tritici IPO323 is the source of this 824-nucleotide messenger RNA. RefSeq lists its product as uncharacterized. The record is from RefSeq and is a predicted model, not a curated record. The transcript is spliced from 2 exons. Gene Ontology annotation, cellular component: cytoplasm. Gene Ontology annotation, molecular function: aralkylamine N-acetyltransferase activity. Bases 5 to 769 code for a protein of 254 amino acids. Lineage: Eukaryota; Fungi; Ascomycota; Dothideomycetes; Mycosphaerellales; Mycosphaerellaceae.
CGUCAUGCCUCGGGACCUCUCCGCACUCGCCAAAGAAAGCAACAUUGGGGCUCUGCCGACUUCAAGAAAGCCCACCGCCAACGACGAUGCCUAUGAGGAGCCCAUGUCGGCCGAUGACGAGAGCCAAAUGAUCGACGAGCUGUCAGAGCGCCAUAACAGCAAGCUGGACGAACUCCACCCUUACACACAAACACUUUCAACGGCUGACGUCGAAAGCUGUGUUCUUCUGGAGAACGCCGCGUUCCCUCCAAACGAACGAGCCUCACGAGAAAAGUUUCAAUACCGCCUCAAAAAUUGCGGCGAACUGAGCUUAGGAAUCUUCACAUCUCAAGAGACUUCCGAUGCCGUCACAGCAGAAACCGCAGCGCCUGUGUAUUCAGGUGCUCCCGAGAGAAAAGCGGUUCUCCUAGGCCACAUCCUUGCCACCAAAUCCACAAACACGACCGUGACCGAUGGCGACAUGGCGGUGCCAUCAGACACCCCAGACGCUCAAGGCGGCCACAACCACGAAGGCCGCACGAUCUGCAUCCACAGCAUCGCCGUCUUACCCGAGUAUCAACGUCGCGGCUUGGGUUCGACGCUGCUCAAGGCGUAUCUGCAGCGUAUGGACAGCCAUGGCGUGGCGGAUCGGGUGGCGCUCAUUGCCCACGAUCAUCUCAUUCCGUACUAUGAGAAGUUCGGAUUUGUGAAUCAGGGUGAGAGCAAGGCGCAGUUUGGCGGCGGCGGUUGGUUCGAUAUGGUGCUCGAGUUCGAGUACGACAAUCAUUGAAGGCGCUGGGAGUGGCUUACUUCGAGACCGUAUGUCCCAAAUCCUCCACUACUAG